This is a messenger RNA of Budorcas taxicolor (takin), 2049 nucleotides long. RefSeq names its product plasmalemma vesicle associated protein (gene PLVAP). Gene Ontology annotation, biological process: positive regulation of cellular extravasation; regulation of vascular permeability. NCBI's taxonomy places the organism in Eukaryota, Metazoa, Chordata, Mammalia, Artiodactyla, Bovidae. Gene Ontology annotation, cellular component: caveola. The record is from RefSeq and is a predicted model, not a curated record. The transcript is spliced from 6 exons. Bases 82 to 1410 code for a protein of 442 amino acids.
UCUAGAAGGGGCAGCGGCCACCACCCUGAGCAGCCCAGCCAGCCGAGCAGCGCUGGUACACGGGGCAGACGCUGGGAGGAGAUGGGCUUGGCGAUGGAGCACGGGAGCCCCUAUUCACGGGCCGGGAGCAGCUCCAGGGGCUGCUGGUACUAUCUGCGCUAUUUUUUCCUCUUCGUCUCGCUCAUCCAAUUCCUCAUCAUCCUUGGCCUCGUCCUCUUCAUGGUCUACGGCAACGUGCACGUGAGUACUGAGUCCAACCUGCAGGCCACCGAGCGCCGGGCCGACGGCCUGUACGGCCAGGUGGUGGGGCUCACGGCUUCCCAGGCCAACCUGUCCAAGGAGCUCAACCUCACCGCCCGCGCCAGGGAUGCCAUCAAUCAGAUGAUGCUAAAUGCCCGCCGAGACUUGGACCGAAUCAAUGCCAGCUUCCGCCAGUGCCAGGCCGAUCGGGUGAUUUACAUCAACAACCAGCGAUAUAUGGCUGCCAUCAUCUUGAGUGAGAAGCAGUGCCAAGAACAUCUCAAGGGAGCUAACAAGAGCUGCGAUGCUCUGGCCCUCUCGCUGACCCAGAAAGCCAAGACACUGGAGGUGGAGCUGGCAAAGGAGAAGCUGGUAUGUACCAAAGACAAGGACAGUCUGACAGUGGGCAAGCGAGUGGUAGAGGAACAGCUGGCCGAGUGCAGCAAAGCCCGGGACCAGCAGCAGCAGGAACGGCAGCUGGCUGAGGACCGGCUGCGGAAGGUGCAGGCCUUCUGCCUCUCUCUGGACAAGAACAAGUUUGAGACGGAUGUGCGAAACCUCUGGAGGGACUCCAUCAUCCCGCGCACCCUCAGUACCCUGGGCUUCAACUUGUACCACCCCCUCGGCUCGGAACUGCCCGCCAUCCAGAGAGCCUGCGACAGCCUGCCCUCCAUCAUGACCUCCAAGGUGGAAGAGCUGGCCCGGAGUUUGCGGGCUGGCAUCGACAGCGUGACCCUCGAGAACGAGAAGCUCCAGCGCCAGAAACUGGAGGUCGAGCAGAGCCUGCGCGCCAGUCAGGAGGCCAAGGAGAAGGUGGAGAAGGAGGCGCAGGCCCAGGUUGUCAAGCUCCAGGCAGAAUGUGCCCGCCAGACCCAGCUGGCCCUGGAGGAGAAGGUGGCACUGCAGAAGGAACGGGACAGGCUGGUCAAGGAGCUGGAGGAGAAGAAGCGGGAGGCCGAGCACCUUAAGUUACAGUUGGCAGUCAAAAGCUCAGCCCUGGAGACCUGUAUCACGGCAAAGUCGCAGUUGAUGAUUCCUGGGCCAAGACCUGCAGCCCCUGCCCACAACCCUCCACCUAUCGACCCAGCUAGCCUGGAGGAAUUCAAGAGAAGGAUCCUGGAUUCCCAGCGGGCCCCGGCCAGCAACGUCUUGGUCUCAGCCAGUGGCUGAGAAGGCUCCAGGCCCCGCUGACCGAGGGUGGCCCGACUCACCUGUCUGGAGACCAGGUGCAGCGAGACGCCCGCAGCAUGGGACACAGCCAGGGUGGCGUCAGAUGACCUCCCUCACACACACCAAAGUGGGCACCCUGGGCCUGCGUCCUCUGCUCACCCUCGCCCACACCCUCCCUGCACGGCCCAAUACUCUCACACAGACUCACACCCGCACCACACAAUCCCUCGCUCUUAAGCACCGUGACGACAUCACAGAUGCUCUGACAUCAUGUGGACAGCUUGGUGACGUCACACAGAGACAAGGCAAUGACAUCACGGAGAUGCAUGGCGGCAUCACACACGCACUCUCUGCCUAGCCCUUGCCCAAAGUCACACCCCUUCGUGCACCCAGGCCAAGGCACCCAUCGUAUCCCGCUUGUUUAGAGCAUUGUAGUGCUCCAGGUCUGAGGAAGUGAGAACAGGAAGACAUUCACCGUCGUCGUCUCCUGAGAGUUUCUUGGCCCCCCUGGAGAGGGAAUGUCUCUGAUCCAGGGGCCCCCUCAGAGCCCGAGAGGGGGCUGCCCCUUCAUCCUUUCUCCCCCUCACCCAGUCCUGCCUGUGGCCCAUAUAAAUGUUAGUAGCACUACAUAAAUGUUAU